Racocetra persica is the source of this 539-nucleotide messenger RNA. Lineage: Eukaryota; Fungi; Glomeromycota; Glomeromycetes; Diversisporales; Gigasporaceae. The record is from the annotation of a GenBank genome assembly.
AACAACAUCACAAAUCCUUAAAAGAAUACGAUCUUCCUCCACUUAUUUCACCCAAUAAUAACUGGAAUGAAUUACCUAAAUUAAUACUAAAUGAAUUAAAUAUCCCUAUAAAUACUGAUGAUUUAAAAAAAAUUGAAUUAUUAAAUGAAGACCAGAAAACAAUAUUUAAUACCGUUAUAGAUCGAAUUGAAAAGAAUCAACCAGCAGCAAUCUUUGUCGACGGCCCUGCAGAAACCUUUCGUCUUAGUCAAAAUAUGCGAAUCGAAGACAAUCCUGAAGCUAACAAUUUUAAAAACUUCCUACUAAGAAUCGGUAAUGGAACUGAACCAACAAUAAAUGAUGAUAUGAUUCGACUUCCAGACCAUAUGACAAUUGAAUGGUUCAAUGACAACUCUUUACAAACUCUUAUUAAAGAAAUAUAUCCAUUUAUACCUUCCCAUCUUUCAAAUACUUCUUACUUCACCAACAGAGCCAUACUAACCACGAAAAAUGAAUAUGUCGAUUAUAUUAACAACAAUUCCUCAACUCUAUAUCUAUAG